AUGUCUCUCACCUACGCUCCUACCGUCACUGUUACUGGUGGCUGUGUGCCUGUCUGUGCAGACUACAUCUCUUGCGGCCAAACCUUCGGUGGCUGUUUCACCUCCUGUCCUGGUGUUCCAACUCCAGAGCCUACCAUCCCAGACUAUGUUAUCUCUGCGUGUGUCGCUCUUGGUAGCACUACCGUCAGCACAGCUACUCAACCAGAAUAUUCAAACCCCGUCACCGUGAUUGGAAUUCCUUCGGUUUCUACCGCCGCUGAAACUACCACCGAAAACAUCAAUACCGUUGGUACCCAGACUGGUGUUUUCACCAUCUUGACGGAUACGACCAGUUUCACCACGAAAGUCUAUACCAAUUCUACGGCCAUUCCUAGAAAUGGGACCACCUCUGGUUUGCCAACUCCCACCGACGGCCAACCAUCAGCCAGUGAGCGUGUAAUUAGUGCUAUUCACCUUGGAAUCAUGCUUGGAGCCUUGAUUGCUACCGUUGUCGCUGGAGUCUUCGCCAUCUAA
Molecule: messenger RNA, 513 nt
Organism: Orbilia oligospora ATCC 24927
Lineage: Eukaryota; Fungi; Ascomycota; Orbiliomycetes; Orbiliales; Orbiliaceae
Exons: 2
Coding region: 1-513 (170 amino acids)
Source: RefSeq, a predicted model, not a curated record